UGUAAAGCAGCGCCGAGUGUCGCGCUGCGCUGGGCAGGGAGCGGCGGGGGCUGCGCCACAACAGAGCGGGGCCCGCCCGGCGCAGCGGCGGCACCGGCACCGGACCGGGGGCAGCGGCCGUACCGGCACCGUGAGGACGCUGCGGCCUCUCGAGCCGCGCCGGGCAACGCCGCGGGGUCACUGCGGCGCCCACCGGGGCCGCUUCUCCCCCUCGGCCCUGCGCAGGGCGCCGGCGGCACCCGCCCCUUCCCCCGCGGCCUCGCUGUCUCAGGCCUUUCUUAAAUCUUUCCAUGUCUAAAUGGACUCCUGAAUGUAAUAUAGUUUAUACUCUAAAAGCGGAUAUGAAGAGUGAAGUUCCUUCUGAUGCACCAAAGAGACAGGAGAGUCUGAAGGGGAUCCUCUUGAACCCUGAGCCUAUUGGGGCAGCCAAAAGCUUCACUGCAGAAGUUGAGAUGAUUGCCAGUAAAGUAGGGAAUGAGUUCUCUCACUUGUGUGGUGAUUCUCAAAAGCAAAAGGACAUGAAUGGCAACCAUACAGACCAAGAAAAAGGUAUUGUGGUGCGAAAAAAGCGCAAGAGCCAGCAGGCUGGUCCUUCAUACACUCAAAACUGUCCUGAUAAAGAAAAUAAAGGAAUCUUGGGAUUGAGACAGCAUCUAGAAACACAGAGUGAAGACAAUGAUUCCUCUUUUAGUGACUGUAUCUCUUCACCUUCAUCUAGCUUGCAUUUUGGAGACUCUGACACAGUAACAUCUGAUGAAGAAAAGGAUGGUCCUGUGAGACACCCUCAGGCAGUGUUGAAUACUCCAAGUAGAACUCACAGUGCAAGGUCACAAAAGUGGCCUCGGACUGAGGCAGACUCUGUACCUGGGUUAUUGAUGAAAAGGCCCUGUUUUCACAACAGUUCUUUGAGAAGACUUCCAUAUAGGAAGAGAGUUGUGAAAACAGGUUCAUCACAGCGGACACAGAACCAAAAAGAGCGAAUUUUAAUGCAGAGGAAAAAGCGGGAGGUGUUAGCUCGAAGGAAGUACGCUUUGCUCCCCAGCUCCAGCAGCUCCAGUGAGAACGAUCUCAGUACUGAGUCUUCUUCCAGUUCAUCUACUGAGGGAGAGGAGGACUUGUUUGUGUCACCUAGUGAGAACCACCAGAACAGCACAGCUGUUCCUUCAGGAAGCAUUGAUGAAGAUGUUGUGGUGAUUGAAGCAUCCUCCACUCCCCAAGUCACUGCUAAUGAAGAAAUAAAUGUUACCUCAACAGACAGUGAAGUGGAGAUUGUCACAGUCGGUGAAAACUACAGGUCCCGUUCUGCGCUGGGACACUCGAGGUCGCACUGGGGACAGAGCUCCGGCUCGCACGCUGGCCGGCCCGCGGAGCAGCGCUCCCGCAGCAGGAUCUCCACUGUCAUCCAGCCCCUCAGGCAGAACGCCGCCGAAGUCGUGGACCUCACCGUGGAUGAGGAUGAGCCGACAGUCGUGCCAACCACAUCAGCUCGAGUGGAGCCGCAGGUCGUGAGUUCUGCUUCCACCACCAGCUCCAGUACGUCUACCUCAGAGCAGGCCUCUGAUGCAGCUCCCAGCGUGUCCAGCAGCCAGCCCUCUGCAGCACCAGAGAGCACUGCCAGCCUCCCCAGUGGCAGCACUGCUGGGACCUCAACUGCAGAUGAAAUGAGAAGAGCUGCAUCUAAUUCGACACUGGAAACUGGCCCUCCGGCCAUGCCAAGGCUGCCAUCGUGCUGCCCCCAGCAUUCUCCCUGCGGAGGACCUUCACAGACUCAUCAUGCUUUGGGGCACCCACACACCAGCUGCUUCCAGCAGCACGGCCACCACUUCCAGCAUCACCACCACCACCACCACAACCCUCACCCCGCUGUCCCGCUGUCUCCUUCGUUCAGUGACUCCAGCUGCCCUGUGGAGAGGCCUCCUCCCGUGCCCGCCCCGUGUGGAGCAAGCAGCAGUUCUGGCUCCAGUUACCACGAGCAGCAGGCAUUGCCAGUGGACCUGAGCAGCAGUGGUAUCAGAAGCCACGGCAGCGGCGCUUUCCACGGGACAUCAGCCUUCGACCCGUGCUGCCCCGGCUCCUCGUCGCGCACGGCGCUCUACGGGCACCAGGCGGGCGCGGGGCCCAGCCAGGCACUGGCCAUGGACGGCUACGGCUCGGGCAUCGUGGCACAGCCGCAGCCACAGCCGCCGCCGCAGGCCUCGCUCUCCUCCUGCCGCCACUACAUGCAUUCCCCCUAUGCUUCCUUGACCAGGCCUCUUCACCAUCAAGCUUCUGCAUGUCCUCACUCUCAUGGAAAUCCUCCUCCACAGCCACAGCCUCCACCUCAAGUGGAUUAUGUUAUCCCUCAUCCAGUGCAUCCCUUCCAUCCUUCAAUCUCCUCCCAUGCAUCUUCUCAUCCUGUUCCACCUCCGCCACCAACUCAUCCCUUGGCCAACGCAGCUGCUCCGAUACCACAGCAUCUCCCUGCCACACACCAGCCAAUCUCCCAUCACAUCCCUGCAACAGCACCUCCGGCACAGAGGCUGCAUCCUCACGAAGUGAUCCAGAGGAUGGAGGUCCAGAGAAGAAGAAUGAUGCAACACCCAACACGUGCUCAUGAGCGGCCUCCUCCACAUCCUCACAGAAUGCACCCCAACUAUGGUCACGGGCAUCACAUCCAUGUGCCUCAGACGAUGUCUUCCCAUCCUCGACAGGCUCCAGAGAGAUCUGCCUGGGAACUAGGAAUUGAAGCUGGUGUGACUGCAGCUACUUACCCUCCAGGGCCCCUGCAUCCCCACCUGGCCCACUACCACGCACCUCCUCGACUGCACCACUUGCAAAUAGGGGCUCUUCCUCUAAUGGUACCAGACAUGGCGGGCUACCCUCACAUCCGUUACAUUUCAUCGGGAUUGGAUGGAACUUCAUUCAGAGGCCCUUUCAGGGGCAAUUUUGAGGAGCUGAUUCACUUGGAGGAACGACUAGGCAAUGUUAAUCGUGGAGCAACACAGGGAACUAUAGAAAGAUGCACAUAUCCACAUAAAUACAAAAAGGUAACAACUGAUUGGUUCUCACAGAGGAAACUGCACUGCAAACAAGAUGGGGAGGAAGGAACAGAAGAAGACACCGAGGAAAAGUGCACCAUCUGCUUGUCUAUAUUGGAGGAAGGUGAAGAUGUCAGGCGCCUUCCGUGUAUGCACCUUUUCCACCAAGUGUGUGUAGAUCAGUGGCUGAUUACUAACAAGAAGUGCCCCAUUUGCAGAGUGGACAUUGAGGCUCAGCUGCCCAGUGAAAGUUGACACUGCUUUCCAGAACUCUUGUCCUCCCUCUCGCUCCCUCUCAUCCUUCCUGGUACUGCAGUCAACCAAAGAUGGCAUGACUUACCUGCGCAGAUUUGGAACAUUGACCCAGAGUGCUGGCUCUGCUAUAUGGUACAACUAAUGCUAGACCUACCCUUCAUGUAGAAGACAGUUGAGUUUCAGUGUAUUUAUAAAUUUGUUUGUUUGUUUUACUUUUUUUUUUUCUUUAAAGUCAUUACUGUAUUUUUGCAUGGUCCCUUGUAUUGCAUUUGUUUGCACAUAUUAUGGGCUUUGUGACCCCAAACUUGCAGGCGAGAUUAGCUGCUUUAGUAAGUAGAAUUGUGUGGUCUCUUUUUUGGUUUGUUUUAUGUAGUAUCAAGCUUUGAAAGUAUGAUUUCACUCAUUACUAACCUUGAAUUCCUUAAUUUAAUCGAUCAUAUAUAUUUUAGUUAAAAUGUAUAAAGAUCAUCUAGAAAAGGAUAAUAUUAUGUAUUGAGACAUUCCUUAAUUAGGAAAAAAUGGCUGCUGUAUAUUUACAAGAUCAGUUAUGAGUCAAAUAACAUCCUUAAUACUGGGAACAGAAUUUGAAUUAUAUUCAGUUUGACUGAUACAUAUAGCAUACUCAUCACCAGAGUUUUUUGUCUGAUUAGAUUUUUGUGUUUGUUUUUAAAAUUUCAGCACAAUGCAGAUAUAUUUGAAUGUCAAUAUUAAACAUUUAGACUGCUGUUCAGAUUGUAUUUAUCAUUUUCUUCAAUGUCUAGAAAUUUGAAUCCCUAACUUAAAUAUAUGCUGCUGUGAAACAGCUCUUAGUGAACACUAAAUGUUGAUUUCAGUUAGCUGGAUUGUAGAUACUUGCAGAUUGAAAGAAUUAUUAGAGACAUGGAAAAAGAGCUUAGAAUCUGUUUGGUCUUCUGCUAACUUAAGUUGAAGUAUCUGCGCACAUUGAGGGUUGGUUUCUUUGGGGUUUUUUUUUUUUUUUUUUGGCUGUGUUUUUUUGUUUAUUUGUUUGGGUUUUGUUGAUUUGUGUUUUUUUAAUAUAAAACCAUUCAAUAAGGACUUAAAGCUGCAGGGUUUUUGUUUGGGUUUAUAUACAUGAAUUCAUAGAAUUUCUAAGAAUUCCAGGCUUGUCUUGGGAUUUUUAUUAGAUUUAAAGUUAAUAAAGUUAGCUAAAUCCACUUGUCUCUUGUUUUUAUUUUUCAUUAGUAAGUUGAAAGCCUGUAAAUUCCUGUAGAAACUGAGACACAAAUUGUGUGGUUCCCUAGUUUUUGCCUUGAUCAUAGAUUCCUUCUUUAUAAAUUACCAACAGUCCAUCACUGAUUGAAAUAUUUUCUAUAGUUAAGAUUUGCUGCAUAAUAUAGUAUAUAGAAUUAAGUUAUAAUGUACUAACAUUUUGCCUUUGAAGGAGGUUUUAAUUCCUAUCAGGAUUCAAGUUGCUCAUCAACAUUCUUUCACAUCUGAUAGAUAUAGUUUAUUUAAAUGUGCUCAACAUUGCAAAAUGCAAAUGUACAAAAACGUUGAGACAGUGUUACUGUCAUUCUGGAAAGGAUGUUCCUUGGGGAUCAUAUAUGAACAUGUCAAUUUAGCUUGCAUUAAGCCACCUGCUUUGUAAGUGGAUUGAAUAAUAAAUACCUUCAGUUUCUCUUGUCUUUGUCUUUCAUGAUCAGAUUACAUGUAAAAUGGUUUACAGUAAACGUAGAAGAUAAACUGUUAUGUUUACACUAAAAAAUCCAUUUAUAAAUAUUACCUUAUCUAAUUUGAUGCCUGUUUCUGUAUGGUUAAAGCUGCUUCCCUUUAUUUUUUUUACCUGUUAGUAGUAGCAUUUGCGAGUACAGUGUCUAUUGCUGGCAACAAACUCCACACCUCUGGCACUGAGGCUUUAAACAGAGAGAAAUUUUAUUCCAGCAUGUGAGAGAAACUGACCUUUCCAAGCUUAAUUGUAUUGCUAAAACUGAACUUAAAACCACUUUGCGCUUGUAUGAUGGGGGAUACGGGAGAGAGGCAGCACAAUUGGACUGCUUCAAAACCUGACUUGGGUUUAUGUGAAAGCUUCUUGAACAUUUUGACUGUAGGAAACUGAAAGUGACUGCAGAGUUGAAGCUGCAUUAAUUUAGUCAUUGCUAAGAAUGAAUAAAAGUAACUGAAGGACUGAACAGACACUUUGUGUUUUCCAGUGACUUUGAAAAGAAGUUAAUUGACCACUAAUGCUUGAGGACUGAUGAUACUGGUUUCUAAAAGUUUCCAAGAAGGUACUUGAGAGAUAUGGGACAAAACCCCCAGGGCCUCUGAAGUGACUGAGACCCUGGGUCUGUGAUAGAAUCUAUUUUGGCUUCCUUACAGGACAAAGAAGCACAGGUUUGGGGGAUUUUUUUUUUCUUUUUAAGGAAAUAUUUUAUGGGUCUAAUUUGAGUGCCUGGUACUAGAGGUAUUUUAGUGAUCCAUGAAUUGAUUUGUUAUAUAAUAGCUACUGAUACUGUCUUGCUUUUUAAUGUAUGCAUAACAUUGUAAUGUGAUGCUGAACACUUAGGUAUUUGUCAGGAAUCAGUGUUCUGAUCUUAAUGCUAUUGCAGGGGCUAAAAAGCUGCAGCUUACUUCUGUUCCAGAAGGUUGUGACUUAACCAUAGUUUAAGGGAAGGAGAAGGAAUAGGCUUGUCAUUUUGAAAAUUUCCACCACUUACUGUGCUUUAUAUGCUUAGAUGCAUUGCCUUAAGUUUUCUGCAGCAUCUUUGAAAAUAAGAUUCUCAACAGUAUGCAUCAAAUUACUUUUCAUAUAAAAUUCCAUUGUCAAAAGAAAUCCUUUUGUAUGCAAUAAAUAAAAUGUUAGACUGGUAUC
Molecule: messenger RNA, 6102 nt
Organism: Prinia subflava (tawny-flanked prinia)
Lineage: Eukaryota; Metazoa; Chordata; Aves; Passeriformes; Cisticolidae
Gene: RNF111
Product: ring finger protein 111
Exons: 14
Coding region: 291-3272 (993 amino acids)
Biological process (GO): ubiquitin-dependent protein catabolic process
Molecular function (GO): ubiquitin protein ligase activity
Source: RefSeq, a predicted model, not a curated record